Molecule: messenger RNA, 6331 nt
Organism: Caenorhabditis sp. 36 PRJEB53466
Lineage: Eukaryota; Metazoa; Nematoda; Chromadorea; Rhabditida; Rhabditidae
Source: the annotation of a GenBank genome assembly
AUGUCUGAGGUGGAUGCUCAAGAAGAGUUUCACGACGCUCCCGAAGAGGCCAUCAUCGAGGUCCAAAAGGAGUUUGUCGCUGAGAUUGAGCAUGACAACAGCAAUGCUCAACAAGCCGGUAAGAGAUGAAAUCAAAGUGGUUCGUGUAAAAAAGUAACACGUUUUAGAAGAGGGUGAAGAACCAUUGGUGACUGCUGAGGCUGAUGAUGAGAAGAGUGCUCAGCAAGUGGAUGAGGACCGUACUGAAGAUCAGGUAAUCAGGAUUUUUUUGAACUUGUUGUACGCUUCUGAACUUUCUAUACAAUUUUAAUCAUCUGAGGAAGGCCGUACCUCAGAAAUUCUUUGGAAAAAUGAACUCACUUACCUCAUUUGUGUCUGUAACUUUUGAUAUCAGAAGCUCAAGCUUCUCCCGUCGACACAGGAACCUACCUGAAAAAUAGAAAACAGAAGCAGAAAACAAAAAAUAUUGUCUUACUAGUCAUUUUCUGCUUUCUAUAUCAUCUCUUAUCAUAUCAUGUUCAUUCCUUUAUGGUCCCAGCCCCCUGGUAAACAAGUCCCAACCAUCACCCGUCACUGGGUGAUAUCGUGAUAUAAGACAAGAGAUUGCUCGAUGCGUAGGUGUCUCUCUCUCUCGGCAGCCUCGGCAGAGACCAAACUUUUUUUUCCUUCGGUGCGUCCUGGUGCGUCGAGUUGCAAAACGCAAACAACCAGUCAUUCAGACACUCAAUCACUAUCCAACGACUCAUUCCGUCCCCCGUUAAUAAAUCCGAACACUUUCACAUUCAGACGUUUUAGUAUAUCUUUCGAAAUAUAGAUAAUCUAGACUCCAGCCAAAUUUAAUGUCCGUGUUCUUCUCCGUUUUAUUUUUCAUUCUCCACUAUAUUCAUUCUUUGCCGAACCGAACCACCGGCAGUAAUGUUUUAAAAAUGCUCAGAACCAGAUGGCUUUUCACUUUUACCGCACCGCGCCAGAUCCGUGUCCAAGUUCUUUGCCAAUUCCUCAGAUCAAACAAAUCACCAUGUGACUGACUAACUUCCCGCGUUUACAUCCACUUGUACCAAAGGUGUUCGUCAUUUUUCGUCAAGUGCACGCACACCCGACGUUUCUUUUCGAAUCGGGUAUAAACCUGAACUUGGUCAUUCUUACAGGUCCCCGAUAUCACUGGAACGGAGUACGUGGACCCAAUGACUACAAGCAUGGACGGAAUUGAAGAUCUGCCAGCGAACGAAGAAACUCAGGUUAGAAAAGAGAAUGAAUCGUCUUUACCGUAAGCUCUAAUUAGCAACAAUGAUCCAUAACUAAUUUCACUUUUUCUCAUCAACAUUAGACAUAGUUUCUUCCUAACUUUUACAACUAUCAUCCUAAUCCUUACUAAUCAGUUCGAAGACACGAUCAUCGAGGAGGAUGAGCUUCCCGAUCAACUAGAGUCAGUGGAACAUCAGGAGCCACGCUCGGAGGUCAUCUCCUCGGAAAUCGUCGAGGAGGAGUUCAUUGAGGAGGAGGAAGAGGUAGAGGAAAGCUACGUGAGUUUAGGAAACAACGGUAACACUUACUUACCAACCUCAAUCAACCAACAAUCUUGAUAUUCUAGUUGAAUUUCAUAAUUUUCGAAACAUGUUUAUGUUUUAGGUUGAGGAAUCGGCUCCAGCUGCGGACGAACCUGCCGCAGAGGAAGAUUCUCCAAAGGAAGAAGCUGUUGCCGAGGAGGCUGCGCCAGCCGAAGAAGAUGCUCCGGCCGAGGAAGCUGCCCCAGCCGAGGAGGCCGCUCCAGAAGAGGCUCCGGUUGAGGAGCCAGUAGCUGAGGAAGCUCCAGCUGCCGAAGAGGCUGCUCCGGCCGAGGAAGCCGAGGAAGCUGCUCCGGCCGAAGAGCCAAUUGUGGAAGUUGCUGUUGAGGAAGCGCCAGCUGAGGAACCAGUUGCUGAGGAGGCUGCUCCAGAGCCAGAGGCUGAGAAGCAAGAGUUCGAGCUUCAGGCUCCACCAGAGGGCAAGCGCCCACGCACUCCAAAUGAUUUGGACAACCCACCGACUGAGGAUGAGCCAGUUGCCGAAGAGGCUCCAGCUGAUGCUGAGGUGCCACCAACUCCAAAGACUGCUGCUUCGGGUGAGAAAUUGAUUUGAAUAGUAGCUAAUAAAAAUAUUCCUACAGAGAAACAAUCGGUGCCAGCCACUCCAAGAUCGGCUGUCCCAUCGGAAGUCCCAGCGACCCCCAGAUCGGCUGUCCCAUCGGAAGUGCCGCCAACUCCAAAGUCAGCUGCUCCAUCUGAAGUGCCACCAACACCGAAAUCCGCUGCGCCAUCGGAGGUGCCACCAACGCCAAGAUCCGCUGUACCAUCCGAAGUCCCACCGACCCCCAAGUCCGCAGCCCUUUCGGAGGUUCCACCAACCCCGAGAUCAGCUGCUCCGUCGGAUGUGCCACCAACUCCAAAGAGCAAUGGACAUCUUGCCAAUGGAAGCAUUCCAGGAACCCCGUCCAUUGCUCAAGAGAGGUACUUAUCAGUUACUUACUUUUGCAUGUUCAUCAUAUCACUUUAUCUUCCCCGAGCCUCACCUCUAAUGUUUCAUUUUUCGUCUAAACCACGCACCAUUACAGCGCCAAGGCUACUCCGGUUGCCACUCCGGCCGCAACGGCUACUCCAGCCGCUACGGCUACUCCAAUUGCCACUGCCACCCCGAAGGGCAACACUGCUUUCACUUUCGAGGAGACUCCAGCAACUCCAAAGUCGAGCGUGCCGGCCACUCCAAUCGAGUCAAACUUGACCACUCCAGCCGCACCAAAGACACCAAAGAGCCCUAAAACCCCACGCACGCCACGCACCAAAACGCCAAAGACCCCAGUCGUGUGAGUUUCUUCCCCCACACCUUUCCCGCACUUUUCUAUCUCUUUUCUUUUUGUUUGUCUAUUACUAUCUAUCUAUCUAUUUCGCUUAGAGUAGAAUUGAGUUUGAGCGCACGGUUAUAGCACAAUAUAUCACUUUAGGGUUGAACCAGAGCCAGAGCCAGUUGAGGAGGAGCCAGUGGCCGAGCCAGAGCCAGAACCAGUUGUCGAGGCUGAGCCAGAAGCAGAGCCAGUCGCAGAGGAAGAGCCAGAAGCUGUCGAGGAGCCGCAAGAACCAGCCGCCUCUGAACCAGAGCCAGUGGCCGAGGAGGCUGCUCCAGAACCAGAAGCUGUUGAGGAACCAAUUGAGAAGACUGAAGUCGCCGAGGAAGAGUCUGCUCCACCAGCUGCUCGUCAAUCAUCGCCAUCGCCACCACCAGCUCGUCGCCGUGUUCAGUCUCCAUCUCCGGAAAGAAAGCGCACUUCUCGUCACGCGGACCGUGACAUCACCAGCUAUGACGAGGACUCGUACCGAACUGUGCCACCACCAAGAAUCCCGGCUGCGACUUCGUUCUCGUCGUGGAGCCCACCAGACAAGCAGAGCUACACUCCGAUCAGGUAUCCGAUUUCAAUUCUUGUUCCUUUUCAAAUAUGAACGAUUGUUCAGCCCAUUCGUGAGCACCGCCAACAAGUACCGCAACGAGUAUACCUCUGGUACCAGCUACCGCCCGAGCAACAUUUACACCUCUCACUUCGACGACAUCGUUGCCACCGGAGCAUUCUCUUCGGCUUUGUACUCCACCACCCGUUUGAUUGAGAGAUCCCGCAGUCGCACUCGUGAACGCAAGCAGGCAAUGAGAUCCCAAAGAUCGGCUUCUAACUACUACAGGUUUGUUUGACACUCACACUUGGUCAAUUCUAGAUUAAUUUUUCAGAUACGUCUCCCAGUACCCGGCGCCAACGCGUGCCCGCGAGUACUCGACCCCUCCAACUCGCACUGUGAGCCGUCCGCCUAGCCGCAACUCGAGCUUCAUCUCAUUCCUCGACUACUCGGAUGCCAAGCAAGGAGAGCUCUCGCGCGCUAACUCCCGCAGCUCCAUCUACGGAGACUCGCUCUCCAGAAGCACUUCUCGCGCCAAUGUGGAUGCUUAUCUUGGCGGCGGCCGUCUUUCUCGCGUCGAUAGCUACGUUCGCGACAUCCACACUCCGUACGAGUACGAGGUAAGAAGUGGGGCAGUGAUAUGAUUGAGUGAGAAGUGGAGAGUAGAGCAAACAGUAGCCAGAUAUCUAUCAAUAGACGGUUUGAUGUCCGAUCAUUUCAUUGUCAUUGCCAGGUGCCAUCCAGCUACGAAAGAUACCGCUCGUCGUCCAGAGGCCCGACGUCCUACUCGACGAUCAACGGAUACACUGUAAGUUUUGCUCUGUAGUGUGAAACACUGGUGUCUAGGGGGGUUUGCCCCUCACUGUUUGUCAAACUGACGAGUGUCAAGUGGAAAGUGGCAAGACUUGUUUAUCAAUUCUUCGAAAAGAUUAAUGACCAUAAUUUUCUCUUUCUUAUUUACUUUGGUUUGCUCGAGAAUGAUGAGAACUAGUACUAUCAUUUAGUUUUGAUUAUGCACUUUUGUUUUCCUUUUUUCAGUUACGUUUUUUGAUCUAUUAUCAGUUGGUGUCCCUGCGAGAAAAAGUAAAAGAUAUUGUGUCUAUGAUGAAGUGGGAGGAGAGGGGAGCUCGCGCAAACAGUAACAGUAACUUGAGGCGAAAAAUACACGCACUUUGCGAGUGAGCACAAACACCACUCCAGAGCCCUUAGUCAAGUCCUUGGCUUCCUUUCCGACUCGCAAUCGCAAUCGCAAUCGUUUUUGUGUUGCGUUUCCUUUCUUUUCGCUUCCUUCCCUUAUAUCCUUCUAUCCUUUCUCUAUUCCCGCUUGGUUUAGAGCCAGAGCGUUCGUUCCACUUUCCGGGAGCUAGCCCCCUACCCGGACACUUCACUAAAGACAUUCUUAUCCCUCCCCUCCCACUCGUUUUCGCUAGUCUUGUCAGAUAGUUUUCUAUUGACUUGGUCUAGUCCCAACCCGCCAGUCGUAAGAUCUCAUCUGUUUCUCUUAAAAAAACAACAACCCCCUCCCAUCUUAAACAUGUAUCUCUUGUCGAAGAAACGUAUAUUCAGGCAGAAAUAUGACCUCGUAAGUUAUUGGGGUUAUAAAAAGAAAAAGGCACCAGUGUUUUGCACCUAAUCAUCCAACCUUUUUAACCUUAAGUUUCUCACCGUCACUUCCAGGCUUACACCUCCUCCCCAUCUUACGUCGAGACUGAUUCCACCCGUAGAAUGAAGAGAUAUCAGAGAGACACCAGCCCGGCUAUGGUUCGCAGCAUGUAUGAGGUCAGAGCAUAACGCCCAGUACCCACCCAACCUGUCCGACUUGAUCAUAACGUCCUCGUCUAACCAGUCCUUGAACUCUCUUGCACACUAACCGGAAUGCAUGCCCAUAUUCCGGAGCCCAUGUCACGUUGUUACAUGUUUUCAGGGACGCAUCGGACAACUCGAAAGAUCGCUGUCUCGUGAGGUUAUCCAGAAAGACAGAGUAUGUUUUGUUGGUCCCCCUUAUCCAUUCUGAACGUCCGAAAAGCUUCAUGUUUUAUGUAAUUGUAAAUCCAUUCAGUUGCGCACCGAGUACCAACAAUUGUCCUCCAAACUUGACCAAGCUGUCCGUCAAAUGGAACUGCUCAGGUCUAAUUCAUACAGCAGCUACCGUGGACAAUCCCUCCCACGCACUAGCGUCUACUCCCACUUCUAUCCGCACUACUAAAUGUCUCUUCUUUUCUUCUCCCAAUUCUCCCAAUUACUUUCUAGCAUUUUAGGCAGACAAUAAUGUUACCUUUUUUUACCAUCACCACCAUCAAACUUUCCUCUCUUUGCACCCUGUUUCGCUGCCAAGUUCUGAAUGAGCUCCUGAUUCUGCAGGAGUGAUUUUCUAGUCAAAUUUCCCGCAUUUUAUCUAUCCUACCUACCUGUGUAACGUUUGCAUUAUCCCCCUUCUAUCAAAGGUAAGAAACACUUUCACUAAAUGUGUGUGCAUGUUUUGUUCCUCUUAUAUAUUUGUUUCUUAAAUGUAGAACCCCGUUAUCAAACAAAAACAACAACUUCUCUUUAAUAAUACGUCUCAUAGAACUGUGUAAUACUACCCUCAGUGUGUUGUUCUCCGCACUUCCUCUUGACAAAUCAGAAACCCAAAAGCAUUGCAGCCCGUAUACACCCCCGAGCAUGGAAGAUCAUCGGCUAAUAAACAGGCCGGAUAUUCGGCGCUCCAUAGCUUAUACACUGGAUUUGCGCGCGACUGGGCUACCUACAACUGAACGGUAAUUCGGAUUCGAUUCAAUUUUCUGUGAAAUACAUAAAUUUUCAGGUGGCGUCUGGGAAACGUGGUGUAUGGCGGUUUGUACCGCAAGAAAUACGAUGCUGACUUAGAGAAAGCCGUUCAAUUCUAUAGUUCCUGUGCUAAAAAACGACGAUUCUAG